Molecule: messenger RNA, 4225 nt
Organism: Haplochromis burtoni (Burton's mouthbrooder)
Lineage: Eukaryota; Metazoa; Chordata; Actinopteri; Cichliformes; Cichlidae
Product: TBC1 domain family member 10A
Exons: 9
Coding region: 581-2110 (509 amino acids)
Source: RefSeq, a predicted model, not a curated record
GGGGCAGACGUAACAUUAGGAUGUUAAAGCCCAGGCGAGGGCGGUAGGUUUGGGAUACUAGGAGAUGUAGAAAUCUGUAUAGUGUUCUCGGGUGGGAUGACAGGACGGCAAAACCAAGCCACAGCUAGCCGAGGACAAAAUGUACUAGUUCGUUAACCAGGUGGUUUAGUAAGUAAUCGGCUAACUAUGUAAAACUAGACAAUAAUGUAGCGGCGGUUCGUUGAAGGUGGGGUCAAUGUAGAAAUAGUUUGGGAUUGUUGUCACAAGCAGUUAAGGCUAACUUUUAGUACGUUAGCAACGCAGUUAGCUGGCUAAUGUUAAAACUGGGGGAAAACCCAUUCAAGUUAACUCAAGCAUAACCAGUUUAAUGUGACCCAGCGGUUGGAACGCACCCUUAGAAAAGAUUUACGGACAAAACAGCGGUUGGAAAGUUUAACUCGCGCCCAGAAAUCAUGGCGUCGGUGCAGUUUGACUCGACUGCAUAUGCACAGGAGCAGAUUUGACUGGGUUGUCCACAACCUCGCUGACGUUAGCUGUCCCGGCUAGAAGGCUAGUUUUUUUUUCUUCUUCUUAUGCUACCAUGGACAAAAUGGAAAACGGCCGUCGAUCUGUGGACACGGGGAGCAUCAGGACUCUUAGCAGCAGUCACAUUGACGACGAAGGCUCCUUGGGAUCCGACUCUGAGAUCAACGGCUUCGCCAGCGAAAGGCAGGCGGAUAAAUAUGGAUUUAUUGGUGGGGCGCAGAAGUACUCAGAGGACACAGCUCAGGAUAUACCUCCAGCGGUGCUCAGGCAAAGAGAGGUGAAGUGGCUGGACAUGCUGAGCCACUGGGACAAGUGGAUGAUCAAGCGAUUCAAUAAGGUGAGGCUGCGGUGCCAGAAAGGAAUUCCUCCUGCCCUCAGAGGCCGUGCAUGGCUCUACCUGUCUGGUGGGAAGGUGAAGAGAGAGCAGAACCAAGGAAAGUUUCAGGAGCUGGAUAGCCAGCCGGGAGACCCCAAAUGGCUUGAUGUAAUUGAGAAAGACCUCCAUCGACAGUUUCCUUUUCACGAGAUGUUUGUGUCACGGGGAGGACACGGGCAGAAGGACCUGUUCCGUGUUCUUAAGGCUUAUACUCUCUACAGACCAGAGGAGGGAUACUGCCAGGCCCAGGCUCCUAUUGCUGCAGUGCUGCUUAUGCACAUGCCUGCUGAGGAUGCUUUCUGGGGGCUGGUCCAGAUCUGUGAGAAGUAUCUUCCUGGUUACUACAGUCCCGGCCUGGAAGCUAUACAGUUAGAUGGAGAGAUACUCUUCGCCCUGCUGCGACGCGUCUCCCCUCUAGCCUUCCGGCAUCUGGAGAAACAUAAGAUCGACCCCAUCCUCUACAUGACUGAAUGGUUUAUGUGUGCCUUCUCCAGAACCCUACCCUGGGCAUCGGUGCUGCGCGUCUGGGACAUGUUCCUCUGCGAUGGAGUGAAGAUAAUUUUCCGAGUGGGCUUGGUGCUACUCAAGUGCAUGUUGGGAACUCGUGAGAAGCUUAAGGCCUGCCAAGGCCAGUAUGAGACCAUGGAGCUUCUCAGGGCGAUAGAGCCUCGAUACAUGCAGGAGGGUUUCCUUGUUCAAGAGAUUCUCGAGGUGCCGGUGACGGCGCGAGACGUGGAACGAGAGCAUCACACCCAGCUCAAGCGCUGGAAGAAGAACCGCGGGGAGCUCAAUUUCAAACCGCCUCCGAGAAUGCACGGCGCUCGGAUCAUCAUGCUGGCUGAGCCACCCAGGCGUCAGGACCUGCAGCAGAACCCCACCAUUGUACUUGAAGUGCCUCAGACUACCCCACAGCUGCAGAAGGGCAAGGAGGAGAAGAAGAGUAAGAAAAAGAAGAGCAUGAAAAAAUCCCAGCCCACAGAGGAGAUUCCCAAUCCUUACCCUCUUCUCAGUGACCCUCAAUCGUCAUCCACAGAACCGCCUGCCCCGCCUCCAGGCAACAGUGUGACGCCAGAGGCCGCGGCGCAGACUGAAACGGACUCAGCUGGAGAGCAGAAAACACCUCCUACAGACCUCCCCUCUGCCAAAGAAUCUACUCUUCAGCGAUCUACACAAAGCCUCAGCAGCACAGAGCAGGACACAUACUUGUAGCUCUGAAAGUGUGGGUGUGGACAAAGCACCAGCACUCUUCCGUCAACAACCAGCCAGCCUUGCCGAAGUCUCUGAGUGGCCAGCAUAACCUAUUUUUUUUCUAAUAUCGGACUACUUUGUAUGCAUUUGCUUAUUUCCACACAAGUUUGCCUUUGAUAUUAACAGCAUACACUAAAGCACCUUUACCAUGUAUAAAACUACUUAAAUGCUUUUGCUAUUUGUCACUACAGAGCUGACGGAUGCUUCCUCUUAAUGCUUGAUUCUCUUAUUUCGACCAUAAGUCUUAGUAUUGUUUUUUUGGAAGGGAGACAAGUUACUGCUUUACUGAGGGCAGUGUAUUUCAAGUGUUCGGUAAUCUUAGUAAGGUGCCGGAUUUCUUGCAGUUUAUGCGUUUUCACUCAAGUUCUCUUGUAAUAAUGUGCAGCAGAGGAUGUAAACUCCUGAUGCACGCGCCACACAUUUCAGCCUCUCAAGUCUUUAUUUCAUUUUGGGGGGGGUUUCCACUAGAGGGCAGCCUUGCAGCUAUACAUGCUCUUAGGAGAGGCAACCACAGCGAGGAUGGGAUUCAGUAAAAUUGGGAGUAGGUACAAGCGUACUUCUCUGAAGUUGAGAUUACAUUUUCUCUCACAGUUGUUUUUCCUGAAUCAGUUGAACUGCUGUUUAGCUGUGUAUAAGCUCCUCUUCUCACUGUGUGAGGCACUUCCAGCCACUUCGGCUCACCAGUCAUUCCCAGGCAGCAGAGUGGAGAACACUGGACUUUCCUCACUGUAUGACACAUUCCUGCCUUCUUAAAAGCUAAUCAUUUUAAAGACCACCUCUUACCCAAUGCAAAUCUGCCUGAUUGUGUUUGUGCACACGAAGCAAAUCGCCUAAUGGUGCUGACCUUCCUUUUGGCUCUGCUUAAGGUCUAUUUGGACAUGUGAAACCAUUAAGGUCAUUUAUGUAUUUUGAGUGUUUGUUUUUUGCUAGAGCUUCCAAAGCAAAUUAAGACUGUUACUCUGAGAUGAUCUACGACCCCUGCAUGUGACCAGGCUCAUUUUCUGUGCAGUCACGAGGGAUCACGGGAUUUAAGGAUUUACUGGGAUUUCUGUAGCUGUUUGUAUUUUUGGGGGGAAAUGCGGUAGCAUGCAUGGAUUGUGAGGCUCUUUGUCUUUUCUUUUUUUCCCUCCAAAACACCACAGUCUUAUUUUGGUGGCAUUCCUAGUCUUUCUCAACUAUCAAUACAAUGGUAAAGGGAGUCUUGACAAACACAAGUGCACGUGUGUUAAAUGUGUUUGUGCAUAACUAAUAUUAAAAGAGUCUUUGCUAAUAAAGCGCAUGUUCAGCUCAGUUAUAAAACGCAGCGGGGAUAUAAAAAGAUGACAUUUAUCAAGCGAUCACUCUCCCCUUAUGCAAUAGUUUAGUUGCUUGUGCCGCAAAUCCUCACAUUUCAUUCAUAUUUUAAUUUAAUGCUCUUUGUGUACAUACGAUAUAAAAAAAAAAAAUGUAAUGAAUGUAAUGAACUGUAUUUUCAGUGUAUACUGCUAUAUUUUUUGUCAUGCAGUUACAGAUGCUACAGAGGUAGCUAUGUAUGUCAUUUGCAGUCAGAGACGGUAUAUAUAUAUUUUCUUCCUUUUUUUUUUUUUUUUUGAUCAGCAUUUGUAACACUAGGGGGGGAAAAAAUUUUCAGGGGAACCUUUGCCACUAAAAUGCUUUUUCUCUAAAAGUGUUACUGUUGCUACUAGGUUUUAAAAACUCCAGAACUCCCGUGGCAUGAGUUUUAGUCUUGCAGAUAAGUGGCUGUGUUGCUUAUAUGAUUGCUGUCAAUCUAGAUUGUUAUUAAACGCCGGGAUCUUUAGACCUGUUUAUAUGUAAUGCCCCAUGUUCACCAGCAGAUGGCGGACCAGAGUCAUCUCUUGGAAAUGAGAAGUUUGCCUGUAUGUGAGUGACAAGCCGAAUGCGAUCCAAGAUGUCUCCAUUAAUUCCACUUUUUUCUUUUUUUUUUCCUUAAUGCUGCACCAGCACAAGGUCAAUUGUUACAUUAAAUACUGUUUUGCGUUACAUUUUUUUCAAAAAUGCCACGUUUGAGAGUGAUGUGACAGCUCUACUUAUGAAUAAAUUUGUUCUACAACCAGG